Molecule: messenger RNA, 953 nt
Organism: Coccinella septempunctata (seven-spotted ladybird)
Lineage: Eukaryota; Metazoa; Arthropoda; Insecta; Coleoptera; Coccinellidae
Exons: 2
Coding region: 89-724 (211 amino acids)
Source: RefSeq, a predicted model, not a curated record
GGGUUGACAGAAGUGGGGGAGCUGAUUUGCUUCAUAUAAAACAAUCUGGGAUAAGUGUACAUCCAGUACGAGACGAAUUUUGAGCAAAAUGUCGAAUAUCGUGGCCGCAGUUCUUUUCGCAGCUUUUGUUGCUUCCAGUGCAUUCCCAGAACAGGGUUACCGUUACUACCACCCUGGGACUGUGAUGUUAGGUGGCUACUACGGCAUUCCCCCAAUGCGAUACCCCGAUUACUACCCGGAAGAAUCAGACCCUAUCCCAGCAGCAUCCGAGGACUUCGAGAAGGAAGCGGUAACCGAGGAUGUUUUCGUUGUUGCAGACGAAGAAAGAGAGUUCAAGGAACAGUCGACUGAGCAUCCUCAAAUUUCCAACAACAACUACCCCAGAUCUAAAGAUGCCCAGCCACCCAAAAAGCCCACCAUAACAAAACCAAGGAGAAAAAACGUACCGGAAGACGAAGAUUCUGUCCCAUCCAACUUUCCUUUCGGUGCCGGAGGAUCAAGUUUCUUGAACAACUUCUUUCCCAUUAUGGUUGGUGGUAAUUCGAGGGGAAGGGGGAAAUCAGGACAAGAUGAUGACAUGGGAGGACCAGGUGGUGCGACUGCUAUAGCCAACAGUUUCAGUACAGGAAGGGGUGGAGUGGCCAGUAGCCACGCAACUUCCUUCGGGGAUGUUUUUUUGAGUUCACAUCUCAGUGAUAUGCUGAGGAAGAACAAACGCAUGUAAGGGCUGAGUAUGGAUCGACAUCUUCAUUAUAAUCAUUAUUGUGAUAGUUCCUGAAAUUUCACCGGGUCUCAAGAUACUUAAAACGAUGUGGUGGAAUUUUGGAUGAAGCGAUAUAUAUAUUUAUAUAUAAAUACAUGUACACUUAUUAUCGAUACUGGCGUCAUUAUAUUUUAUACGAAUAUGAUGUACAAAACUGCAAUACAUUUUUAAAUAAAUUAUAUAUCUGAAA